ACUGCUGGGAAGGGCUGACGUGCCCGAAGUCCAGGCCUUGGGCAGCUGCUGGGAUGGCGAGUCAGCGAGUGUUCCCUCUUUCCUGUGUGGUGCAGCAGUAUGCCUGGGGGAAGAUGGGCUCCAACAGCGAAGUGGCCUGCCUGCUGGCCAGCAGUGACCCACUAGUUCAGAUCUCAGAGGACAAACCAUAUGCAGAGCUGUGGAUGGGGACGCACCCCAAGGGGGAUGCUAAGAUCCUUGACAACCGAAUUUCCCAGAAGACCCUAGGCCAGUGGAUUGCUGACAACCAGGACUGCUUAGGCUCAAAGGUCAAAGACACCUUUAAUGGCAAGCUGCCCUUCCUCUUCAAAGUACUCUCAGUGGAAACAGCCCUGUCUAUCCAGGCACACCCUAACAAGGAGCUGGCAGAGAAGCUGCACCUCCAGGCUCCACAGCACUAUCCCGAUGCCAACCACAAGCCAGAGAUGGCUAUUGCCCUCACCUCCUUCCAGGGCUUGUGUGGUUUCCGGCCAGUUGAAGAGAUUGUGACCUUUCUGAAGAAGGUGCCUGAGUUCCAGUCCCUGAUUGGAGAUGAUGCCACAGCACAGCUGAGGCAGAGCAUGAACGGGGACUCCCAGGCUGUGGCCUCUGCUCUGCAGAGCUGCUUUUCUCAUCUGAUGAAGAGUGAGAAGAAGUUGGUGGUGGAACAACUUAACCUAUUGGUGAAGCGAAUCUCCCAACAAGCAUCUGCUGGAAACAGCAUGGAGGACACUUGUGGCGAGCUCUUGCUGCGACUGCACCAGCAGUAUCCUGGUGAUAUUGGAUGUUUUGCCAUCUACCUCCUGAACCUGAUAACCUUAAAGCCUGGGGAAGCCAUGUUUCUGGAAGCCAAUGUACCUCAUGCCUAUCUGAAGGGAGACUGUGUGGAAUGCAUGGCAUGUUCGGACAACACAGUACGUGCUGGCUUGACACCCAAGUUCAUCGAUGUGCCAACUCUGUGUGAAAUGCUCAGCUACACACCCACCCCCAGCAAAGCCAGGCUGUUCACACCGACACAGAGUCAGGAUGACCCAUACCUCUCCAUCUAUGAUCCCCCUGUACCAGACUUCACUGUUAUGAAGAUGGAGGUCCCUGGCUCCAUCACUGAAUACAAGGUCUUGGUACUAGACUCUGCCAGCAUCCUUCUGAUUGUGCAAGGGACAGUGACAGCUACCACACCCACUGUCCAGGCUGCAAUUCCCCUGCAGCGUGGUGGGGUGCUCUUCAUUGGGGCCAAUGAGAGUGUCUCGCUGAAGCCUACCAUGCCCAAGGACCUGCUGAUAUUCCGGGCCUGCUGUCUGCUGUAGAGACCACAGCCUUCCCUGUUCCCUGGCCAGUCAGCUCUGUCCUCCAGCCCCUCUUCUCAGGCCGAGCCCAAGCCCCUUGUAGAAUUUGGGUGCACUCUAGUAGAGUACAAGUAGUGUUUGGUGUAAUUCCAGAGCAGGCUCAGGCAGAAGCAGCCUCAGGAUGAGGGGCCUGUGUGAAGACUGAGGCCUGCCACUCCAUUUGUAUUCUCUCAACACUCCUUGCUACCUCAGAGCCAGACCUGUGUCCACUCGGGAGACAGCAGCUCUGUUCUAGCUAAGGCAUUAAUUAGGCUGUCUGACAUAAAGUAACCCAGCAUUAGCUCAGCAUCUAUCUGAGUGACAGGCGAGGUAAUGUUGAAGAACAGGAUUCCUGCUCUGGGACUGCCUGCUUGCUCAGCUGCAGAGAAGAAAAGGAAAAGGGUAGGCCUGUGGACAAAAGCAGCUUCCUCCCUCUAGCUCUGUCAAACUAAUUAAAGAUUCUUAUGUUGAGGCUACAGGGUAAAGAGCAGUCAAGUCUAGUAUUCCUGUCCCUGAUGUGGGCGGAAAGAGCGCUCUGGAUGUUGUCCAAUUUUUCUUUUAGCCAUGCUUCGUACAGCUUCUUGGGAGUGGGCAGGCUGGAUUUCAGAACUUAUAGGAAGGAGUGGGAGAGGAAGCCAGCUUCAGCCUCAGAUGCACAGCUUGCAGGCAGGCCUUAGGCCUUGCUUAUAUUUUUACUUUGAGAUAGGGUCUCUCUGUAGUACCAAUUGUCAUGGAACUUGCUAUGUAGACAGGCAGGCCUGCCUCUGUCUCCCAAGUACAGGGAUUAAAGGUGUACAGUAUCAA
Nannospalax galili (Upper Galilee mountains blind mole rat) is the source of this 2147-nucleotide messenger RNA. It is a transcript of the gene Mpi, whose product is annotated as mannose phosphate isomerase. Gene Ontology annotation, molecular function: zinc ion binding; mannose-6-phosphate isomerase activity. Gene Ontology annotation, cellular component: cytosol. The transcript is spliced from 8 exons. Lineage: Eukaryota; Metazoa; Chordata; Mammalia; Rodentia; Spalacidae. The record is from RefSeq and is a predicted model, not a curated record. The coding region runs from base 54 to 1325 and encodes 423 amino acids. Gene Ontology annotation, biological process: GDP-mannose biosynthetic process; carbohydrate metabolic process.